Messenger RNA from Colletotrichum higginsianum IMI 349063, 3594 nucleotides. RefSeq names its product Nacht domain protein. The record is from RefSeq and is a predicted model, not a curated record. The coding region runs from base 1 to 3594 and encodes 1197 amino acids. The transcript is spliced from 7 exons. NCBI's taxonomy places the organism in Eukaryota, Fungi, Ascomycota, Sordariomycetes, Glomerellales, Glomerellaceae.
AUGAGCGGCAGCCGGCCCUCGUUAGCGUUACCAUCCCUAGAUAAAAUAUCGGCCAAUAGGUCUAUCAGUUCAUCUCACCAGGACGGGAAUCAAGAUGGCCUCAAGCAUGAGCUAGCCGUUUUCCAGGCCACUCUAACCGAUGUUGAGCGCGCAAAACUCCAGUCGCUCAAGGGCACUUCGUGCGAUGCCGACUCCGUCAUCACCUUCACCGCCGACUUGGACCGAGCCAACCCCGCCCGCAAAGGGAGAAGCAUCGCUACGAGGCUGUUUUCGCUCCUGCAGAUCGUCCAGCAGUUCAACCAGGUCGUGGACACAUACGUCUCGUCGCACCCCGAAAUCGCUGCUCUUGUUUGGGGUUCAGUGAAGUUAGCUUUCACGGUUCGUAUGCUGCCAGUUGCGGCUUUCAUCCCCAGAGUCCUGGAGGAUUCGGGAACUGACCGCGAGAAAGGGCAGCAACAGCUUUUGGGUGCUGUUGUCCAGUCUUUCCACGGUGAGAUGAAACCCUACAUCGACGAUGUGCGGUUGAGGGCGGAACAUGUUCAGGACGAAAUAUCGCUUGCCAAAACUCAGGAAGAUCAGAAGGAGCACCUCUCACAGGCUGAAGAGCGUCGUCAGGCUGCGGAAACUAGGAAAGGCCUCGCCAAAUGGUUUUCUCAGUCAGAGAAGCAAGUCGGACGUCUCAGGCGCGCUAACGAAACCGCGAACAAGGCGAGAGUCCCAGAACGGAAAUGGGAGACGUUGUUGACCAAACUCUCUUCAUAUGAUCAUGCGUCCGCCUUUGCGAUUGCGAGGGAGAAACGUCAUCUGGGCACAGCCGAAUGGGUUUUUGAUGAAGCACAGUUUCAGGAGUGGUACACCUGCGAGAGAUCUAGCAUGCUACAUAUCAUGGGGAAAAUUGGCUCUGGAAAGACCAUACUGACUGCGAACGUUGUCGACUAUCUCAUUAAGCACCGGCGUCCACGUCAGGUUGUUUCGUUCUUUUUCGUCUGUUUCGACCUCCCGGCAAGUAUGAAGUGCGAGAAAAUCCUCCGGUCUUUAAUUCGACAGGCUUUGGGCCAAUCUUCUAACCUUGAGACGCUCUUGCCUGCUCUUGAAGCCUCGAAUGAAUCCUUCUUUGAGACGAGUUCUCUGUUGGAUCUUUGGUCCGAGAAAGCAAAUUCAGUCGACGAGCUUUUUAUAGUCUUGGAUGGGUUCGACGAAUGUUCCGCAACUGAACGGAAGGCAUUCCUCAACGCCCUCGUCAAAAUGUCCCGGGCAUGUGGCGGCUUGACGAGGGUGAAAACUCUGAUUUCGUCGAGAGAGAGCAUAAGACAAGAAGUCGUUCGGUGUGAUUCGGCCUGUUUCACCCUGACCUUGGGCUCGGAUAGUAUUAGUCAUGACCUCACCAGAUACGUGAGCGAGAUUGUUUCUGAAAAGCUCUCGGCAGGCGAGCUGAAAAUCAAGGAUCCUCUCCUAGCCAAAGAAAUCAUACGAGAGAUCAGUCUUGGUGGGGAAGGGAUGUUUCUAUGGGUAUCUCUGACGAUCGAAGACAUUUGUUCCCGGCACACUGAUUCUACAAUCCGAGAAGCCUUGGAUCACAUACCUAGAAAGCUCCCUGAAACAUUCGAUCGAGCCCUCCAACGCAUCAUCGCGAACGGGAACGAAGAAAUUGCACAGAAUAUCUUCAAGUGGACCGCCAUCGUUCGCCAACCGCUGAAGCUAGAACAGCUCAAGGAGGCCUUGUCGGUGGAACUGCACCAAGAAUACUCUCGGCCAGAUCGCUUCGUCAACGGAAUCGAUCGUCUUUCGGUAUGGUGCGAAAACCUGGUCCAAAUUCAGUAUUCGGACGAGACCGUCCGCUUCAGUCAUCAUUCGAUCCGAAAGUAUCUACUGGGGCCUGCUUCGGGACCACUCCAAUCAUUCCAUUUCGACUACGAUGAAGAGGACAACAACAUAGGUAGCCUAUGCCUUACUUACCUCAACUUCAACGACUUCAAGAGCGCCUUGAUGGAUCCCAAACAAACAUCCAAGAGUCCACUAGUAUUCAACCCUGCAGACCUAGCCGAAACGGCUGUGAAGUCGACAGUCUCGGGAUCCUCCGGCGCACGGAUUGCUCGCUUGGUGAGAAGGUCUCUCGGGAAGUCCGCACCGUACUCCGUGCCUAUCCCGCCAACAUUACCGCAAGCAAGCUCACCCGGGAACGCAACGACGAUUGUCCAAACCGAGUACCCUUUUCUUGAAUAUGCCAAGAGCAAUUGGUAUAUACACAGACUAUUACCGACCACUUACACCACGCAUUGCAAGAUGCUGUUGCGGAUCAUGGCUGAAAGUGAGCACGCGCCAUGGUUAGAUCCGGAGUGGCGACCGCCUGGCAUUCGAACGUUCACGUUCGACUGCAAAGAGUGGCUGAACUACCUGGAGUACGGGUUGCCUUGCAAUAAAGCAGGCAAAAGUCCUCCGCCAGACUUUUCAGCUUCCGACAUCGCCUUUCACAAGGCCGUAGCUUACGCCGGAUCUAUCGACAAUCACGUGCUGCUGGAGCACCUCUUGACAGGCUUCGUCGACCGGUCACAGCCAAUAAGUUCUUGUGUCCUCCAAGUCUUUUUGACUCGCGAGAGUGCAGAUUUACUCGACGAUGAUGGGGUAUCUCCAUGUUUUUACAGCGGUUUGGUCAACUGGGUCACCAGAUACAUCGCCCGAGGCGGCGCAAUAUGGCCUGCUGGCUGCCCGGACAACUUCCAUACCAAUUGCCACCAUGAACUCGGCAUGCACCAAGAUAUCCACCUCAUUCUCAAAAGAAGUUCUCCAUUAAAUUUACACAAGAAGCGGUGGUUAGAACCAUUUGUGAGACUUUCGACCCUUCCGACAGACGAGCGAUUGUUCAACUACCUGAGGGACUCAUUUUCACUUUUGCCACCCGCAGAGCUGUUAUUUAAGUGGACAGCAAACGGAAAGGGCAUCUUAUCCAUAGUUCUCGAGAGAGAUAGCCAUUGGUCGAUCAAGGCCGCCAGUUGGUUACUAGAGAUGUACGCUUCCCAGCGGGAAGGUGAUGCUGUCUCAGCAGCCUACAGCGCCUUGGAAUAUGCUCUUUGGUACGACAAAUCGACGGCAAUGGAGUUCUUGCUCUGUUCGGUUGAGAGAAUGGCGGCUAUUGUAGAGUACAGCGACCUCAAAUUCGUUUUCCGCGUGCUUGUCACCAAGAGUCUUCCUCCGAAAGGGGUCCUCUUGCAAAGGCUCCUGGAUCACGUCAAAACUAUACUGGGCCACGAGGAGUCAAGGUGGUGCGAGGCCCUUUCUCAGUCACUGUUCGAAGCGGUUCAAGGGCAGAAAUGGGACCUCGCGGUAACACUUGUCAGCUUUCGUGCCCGGCUGAACUUCGUUGUGGCACAAGGCUCGGCUCUCGAUGUUCUGUCCACAUUCUUCAACUCGGCUCUUGAAUGCGCCACGUCGUCCACUGAGGGCGAAGGUUGUGCCUCGCGGGUUUUGUAUCUCCGUGGUCCUCGUCGAUAUCUGUCUGCUCUUGUAUACUGCUCGAAACACGUUGACGAAGCCCAAGGUCUUACUUCUGCACGACGCACUGGAACCUCCAAGUCGGCUCGAAAGCCUCCCUCGUGA